GUGGAACAGGAGGCAGCUGCAGCGCACCUCGGGGACGGAGGCGAGCCUCUGGCAUUCCGCCUCGGAGCCCACGCUGCGACGCUCCAAAGGCGCCUCCAAAGGUCCGCCUGGAACGCUGCCCCCCUUGCCUCAGAUGUCUCCGAAGCAGUUUUCAAAGACUAGCUCCAGGGUGCGACUCCCCUCCUACGAUAGCGACAGCACUGACCAGGACCUCAUCUCCAACCCAGGAGGACAGAUGCAAGACGGAGAGAUGGAAUCGAGAUCUCCUUCCCGCAUCAGUCCCCACGGAGUCCAAGAGGAGAUUGCACCAGAGCUUGCCGUCCAGGAGAACCUCAGCCCCCGCUCGCUGUGGUCAAGUGCCUUGGAGAAGGCGCUUGAGGAGUCGGAUGUGCAGCUGCUCUUCCGCUUGGAUUUGCCGCUCAUGGUCAAGGCCGUGGCCGAGGGUGAGCUCACGAACUUCUCCGAGGUUGCCCCUCCCAGGUGGCACCAGCUCAAGGCAGCUGCGCAGCAGCUCAUACAGGAGCUCACACAGUCCGGCACGGGACGUCCAGGUCAGCUGCACUCGCUGCAGGCGGUCACGGAUCUCUAUGACUUCUUGGAGAAGCAGGGCUGCAUGCAGGGCUUCGACGCGCUCUGCAAGAGUUUCCUGUUCCUCUUCGGGACCCUGGAGCAGGUCCAGAAAGUUCUGGAUAUGAACCGGAGCGGCAUCUUCAGCAUCACCGAGUUCUCGAUGGCGAUGAGCCUCAUAGGUCUGGAUCUGCAGGUAAUAUGCGGGCUGGACGAGAGUCAGAUCUUCAGGGCGGUGGAUCAGGACCACGAUGGCACUGUGAACAUCCAGCAACUGCUGAAGUUCUGCAGCAGCAAGCCGGAGCCAGAGGAAAAGGCGAAAGCCUCCAAGAACAAGAAGAAAAAGAACGGGAGCCCUCGGAAGGCUCAGUCCAAGCAGCCCACGAUUUCCACCACGGCCAUCAUCGAGAAAGCUGGCCUCAAGGCCCUUCAGGAGAAGACGAUCGAUGGCGUUCACUUCUAUGCGCUGGCACUUUCGAAGCCCGCGGGUCCAACUACUCCAUCGGUGCAGGCUGGUGUGGGCAUGCAUGCGACGGUGGAUGAGUUUGAGGAGGAGGAGAUCGACGAAGUCAUUGCGACUCUGUCCAAGCAGGAGCUGCAGCGCGCACAAGCCAAGUGGAUCUGCAUCUCCAAGUGGCUCGCCAGCCUCUUAGGCGCCGCUGCGAUGGAGGAGGGCGCCGGAGCCAAGACUUGGGAAGAUGAGAGGCAGCAGGCAUAUGAUGCGGUAGACCAGGUUCCGCUGGUGCCCAUGGCGCCGGCGCUGCCGCGGAAAGAGCCCAAGGUGCCGGAGGAGGAGCCGACCGGUGCGGAUCCAUCUCUCCGACAGGCGGGCAAGGACCUGGACGAGCAAAUGGAGAAGCUGUUCCUGGAGGAGGCCUCCGAGCAAGAGGCCGGGACGAAGCUCAUCGAUCGGGUGGCUACCCGGAAGUUUUUCGAGGACCUGAUGCUGGCGGAUUACGGGUGGCACAAAGAGCUGAGGAUGGUCAUCCUGGACAGGCUUUACGACGACACCUUGAACAUUCAGAAGGAAGAGGACAAGCUGAGCAAAGGCCUCCACUUCCGCUCGCUUAAGGUGGUGCUACACCGGAUGCUCCGAGACCGCGCGGAGGGAUACAUCGAGAAGUUCAGGCUGAAUGUGGAGCGGCGCUUGAAGCAGAGCAGCAAGGAAGCAGCGCGCCUCGGAGCACGAAAAUGACCAGCUGGCAGAUCUUUGUCUUAGGAAAGUCGGUGCACGAUGCGUGACUUCGCUGAAACAUGCUGAAACA
This is a messenger RNA of Effrenium voratum, 1832 nucleotides long. Lineage: Eukaryota; Dinophyceae; Suessiales; Symbiodiniaceae. The record is from the annotation of a GenBank genome assembly.